Molecule: messenger RNA, 420 nt
Organism: Penicillium chermesinum
Lineage: Eukaryota; Fungi; Ascomycota; Eurotiomycetes; Eurotiales; Aspergillaceae
Exons: 1
Coding region: 1-420 (139 amino acids)
Source: RefSeq, a predicted model, not a curated record
AUGACUACCCCCCAUCAUCACCACGUUAACGACUACGAGCCUGGAACGGCAUACGAUACCACCGGUACCAACUAUGACUCGUCGGGCACCACAUACGACCUCACAGCCACGUAUGGCACAGCAGGCGGCGCUGCAGCCUCGGCCACGGACUAUGGCACGGAUGCCACCGGCGUCUCCUACGAAGCUCUGGAUGAGAAUGGAUACGGCAGCACAGCCUACGACCCCAGCACAGGUGCCUAUGACCAGCACUUCGACUAUGACACCGGCACCUCGCGCCGACAUCACCGCGAGCGAGUGAACUCGCAGGGAACCUAUCGACACCGCGAUGUGGACCACCGGGACGACGGGACGACCCGCGUCCAUCGCGAAUAUGCGAACCCCAAUACUGGAACCGCCUACCACCGCGACUAUGAGACAUGA